UAGAUUAAAAUAGAUGGCUGAGAUUAAAACAAUAAACAAAACCCAAAACCCCCUUCUUUUUUUUUCUUUGUUCUCUUCCUCACACGAUUUUUUCUCCACUCUUCCUCACAAGGUUUUCUCUCUCCUCACACGACCUCCCAAAAUCAAACUACGCUUAUUCAUUCUUUAGAUGGUAGCAAUGCAAGAGGAUAAAUAUGCUCGGCCUCUAGUUUCUUUCGUGAGGCAAGGUCUGGGUCCGUCAUUUAUAACUGAGGGCUGGGAUUCACAAGGAACACAAUUGUUUGAGUUACUUGCUGUGAGAGUGCACAUGCGCCCGAUCAAGGAGGUUACCGCUAUGUCCUCGCUUUCACAUCUUGAAGUAUAUGGCCGUAUUGUACUCAUCGAUGAACUUGGUAACAAAUUUUAUCUAUUUAAACGAAGAAAAUCUAAGGCAAAGUCUGUUUUUCUACAUAAUGACGCACUUGACAGCACAGUAAUUCUUCACAAUUUUGAUCUUGAAAGUCCUCGUUGUCUACCUAGUAAAUUUUGCUUGAAAUUUCAUCUCAAAGAUAAGCACCAAAAUAUCGUAAUUGUUAAGGACUGCAAACUAAUAGAUUGUACUCAAGGGGUCACUUAUGACAGAAUCCAUACCUUUUGCUUCCGCAGAGAACAAAAGUCGGAACAAGACUCUCAUUGCCUACCUUCGGUUAGUGUGGACUAUGCUAUAUUUCGUUGUGCACUCUUAGCCUGUGUGUCUAUUGAACUUGUAGAUACUGCUACUCGUAUUGAAGGUAGAAAUAAUACAACUGAUGAAAGUGAUUUUGUACCGGCUAAAGUUUUUGGUAGGAUUACUUCUACUACUGAGACAAGUGAUAUGACAUGUAUUAGACGUUUGCUUUUUGAUGAGACAGACAAGUUAUUUUUUGAGGCUUCCAAUAAGUUAUCUACCUUUUCUGUCCCAAGUUAUUCCUUGCUGGAGAUCCAAGUAAACGUGGAGGUUGAGGGUGAAAGAUUUUGCGAUACGGUCAAGUUUAAACCAUAUUCAUGUUUCGGUGGCCCUUAUUGUGUAAAUAUUCAUGGGAAAUCAUGUCGCAUUCGAGUGUUUGCACAUUUUGGUCAUGCAAGAGAUAUCCUUUCUGAAUAUCCAAUGUAUGAGUAUUAUGAUGGUAAAAGAAUGUCCAAUGAAAGAUCUGAAGAUAAAAGGAUCAACCGCAAGAGGUCAAGAGGCCUUACAAUCCAAAAGGCAAACCAGCAAGCACAGCUAUUGGAAGCCUUGAACAAUAUUGAGUGGUAUGUAUCAGAGUCAAAAGAUUGGAUAGAAAUGAUGGAGAUUUUCUCAAUUUCUAUUUUUUCUUAUGGUGUGGACGGCCUUCGUUCAGGGGUGAAGGGAAAAAUCCUUGUUUCAGAUGAAUACCAAGAAUUUAUUAUCUUUGAUGGAUGCAAGGAGUCUGACAUCUUACAUUCUCAUGAAACUAGUCUAAAAUUAAAAGGAUCUCCAAGGUGUUACACUGGUGAAGAUCUUUCAAUAAUCCUUAGGCUGGAGGAUGGCAAGGGACGUAAUAUUUGCUCAGGGAGUGCGUGGUAUAAUUUCACCAACGUUGGUUUGUUCCUUAAUACUCGAAUUUGUUCAAUUGUUUGUGGUAUACAUGGUUUUGCAGCUCUACAUUAUACAAUAUUCAGCGAUGCUAUACAAGCUAAGUUAAGGUUUACAUUGAUGGCGUCGGGCUCAUCAUGUGGGAAUUAUAAGGUUUAUGGGAGGAUUAAUACAAGGUACAGCAACUUUAGAUACUUAACCCAUUAUGAGAAGAAGUACUAUGAGAGUAGUUUGUUUGAAAAGGGUGAAUCAGAGGUUGAGGAGGUAACCCUCGGUGAGAUACCACUGUCAAAAUCCGUGGUUGCUGUGCCACUAAACGCGUCACUCAUUGUGUUAGCAAACUUGUGUGUGCUUUGUGAUGGUGGACGGCUUGAGACCUUAGAGUAUAAGCAAACAUUUGAGCCAGAGAAGCCGAAAUCCAUGUAUGAUGAAUUCCAAGGGUCGAAUUAUUGUCUACGAGUGUAUGUGGAUUGGACCAGGUUCCCUCCCUAUGAUCCCAGAUAUUGCAGCUUCAUAGACACUUAAUAAUCAUCAUGUAUUGUUUUCUCAUUACAAGAUUCACAUGAGAAAUGAGUAAUAUUAUUUCUUCAAUCUCCAUCCCAUUUCAGCUGUAUAAUUUUAUUUAAUAACUACUAAAAACUGAAGUUGCAAUUAGCAUUUACACCGUAUAAUUUCCCUCUCUUUAA
Molecule: messenger RNA, 2259 nt
Organism: Chenopodium quinoa (quinoa)
Lineage: Eukaryota; Viridiplantae; Streptophyta; Magnoliopsida; Caryophyllales; Amaranthaceae
Exons: 4
Coding region: 170-2098 (642 amino acids)
Source: RefSeq, a predicted model, not a curated record